Molecule: messenger RNA, 1738 nt
Organism: Nicotiana tabacum (common tobacco)
Lineage: Eukaryota; Viridiplantae; Streptophyta; Magnoliopsida; Solanales; Solanaceae
Source: RefSeq, a predicted model, not a curated record
UGCCCGCUUCGGUGCUCUCGAUCUAAAAAAUUCCUUAACGACAAAAUCCAUAACUCAAAAGAACAAAUUCAAAAACUGCAAAUACUGAAUCAAUACACAAUAAGAUUAACGGGAGAAGAGAAUUAAGGCGCUAUAAUGUCGAUAGAUUUGGUACUGAAACCGUCGUGUAGCAGGUGCGGCUCCACGUCGGAGUUGUACGGAAGCACCUGCAAGCACUUGACUCUUUGCAUGUCUUGUGGUAAAAACAUGGCUGAGACUCGUGAUAAAUGCUACGAGUGUGGCACUCCGAUCACACGGCUGAUUCGAGAGUAUAAUGUUCGGGCUUGCUCCAGCAAUGACAAGAAUUAUUUCAUUGCUCGAUUUGCUUCAGGCUUACCGAACUUUUCAAAAAAAAAGAAUGAGAGUAAAUGGACUUUACAAAAAGAAGGUUUGCAAGGACGUCAAGUUACGGAUACUUUGCGGGAAAAGUACAAGAAUAAACCGUGGCUAUUAGAGGAUGAAACCGGUCAAUUUCAGUUCCAUGGUCAGCUUGAGGGAGCACAGUCUGCACAAUAUUAUCUAUUGAUGAUGCAGGGUGAAGAGUUGGUUGCUAUUCCAGCUGGUUCUUGGUACAACUUCAACAAAGUUGCCCAAUAUAAGCAACUUACUCUGGAGGAAGCAGAGGAGAAAAUGAAAAAUAGAAGGAAAACUGCAGAUGGGUACCAGAGAUGGAUGAUGAAAGCAGCAAAUAAUGGACCUGCUGCCUUCGGUGAAGUAGAAAGAUUUGAUGACAAGGAAAGUGGAUCUGGUGGGACAAGGGGGCGUAAGAAAACUUCUGGUGAUGAGGACGAAGGCAACGGUUCGGACCAUGGGGAUGAAGAUGAGGAAGAGGAGGCUGCUAGAAAAAGCAGGUUGGGACUCAACAAAAGAGGCGCUGAUGAUGAUGAAGAGGGUCCUAGAGGGGGUGAUCUUGACCUGGAUGAUGAUGAUAUUGAAAAAGGUCAGUCUUUCUUCUUCCUAGAAUGCCUUGCAUUGCACAUUCGAGAUUGCUUCCCAACUAUUUCUUUUGUUUUCAANUCAGCUAAGACUAAAAGAAAAGCUAAUGGUGAUGACUCAAAACCAACCAAUGGUGCUCCCUUGAAAAAAGUGAAAACAGAAACGGAUGCCAAACCUGGGAAAGAUGAAACUCCGUCUACUGCGAAGAACAGUGUUCUCCCAAAGGGUGCAUCACCCUCUUCCAAAACGGCUCCAAGUCCUGCCACAGGUCCUGUUACUGAAGAAGAAAUUAGAGCUGUUCUAUUGCAGAGAAAACCAGUGACCACACAGGAUCUUGUCAGCCAAUUUAAAUCUCGUUUAAAAUGUAAAGAGGAUAAGGCUGCUUUUGCUGAUGUAUUGAGGAAGAUCUCCAAGAUACAGAAGACCGGUACAGGAACGAGCUAUGUUGUGUUACGAGAGAGGACAAAUCAAUAGGACGAACCAAGAUAUCACUGGCUACAUAUUGGUGGAGAUUGGAAGAAUCUAAGGCGUUGGAAAAGAAACUGAACUUUUUGUCUUGUUGGACGUUCAAAACCUUGUACGGUGAGCAAGCUUUGCUUUGUUUGUAAUAGUCUCAAAUGAUCUUCGUAUUGUAAUAGACAAAUGACCAAAAAUGGGCAAUAAUUCUGUGCAAAGGGUUGGAUAAACUCGUAGAUGGAUUUGUUCCUCACAGAAAUUGCAAUGUGAAACAAGAUUAGUAUAUCCAGUAUCUUUUUUUACAUCA